UUCGUAACGAACUUGUCCUCGGACACAUGAUUCUCAAACGAUUUUACGAGGACAAUUUGGCCCGUGAGCUUAGUCCUUCACAGAAACGAUAUGUGGGUUAUUUCUCCGGGCUGGUUACCGGAGCACUGAUCUUACAAGAUCGUUUGGUUUAUUUGCACGCUGUGGUCUACCGGAAUCCAUCACGCGGCCGUUUACUAAGUACAACAGCUACCGUGGGAGCCAGCCUGGAACCGAUCGCCGAAGCUAACAGCUCCGAUAACAAUAAUAACAACCACGAGGACCACAACCAUGUCCAAAUGGACACUUCAAUUUACGCUCAUCCGGACGACUUGCGACCACUGCCUCCGGACGGUCAACAGCCAUCCGUGGUUCCACCAGGACCGGAGUCACGUCUGUUUGAAUGGAGCCCCACGCAACCGGCUCCGGUGAGUGUUUGGGAUUGGGGCCGUUUGGCAAGUAUGGAUUACGCAACCGCGGGUAUAGAUGAAUCACAACAAACAGGUCCUUCUGGUUCCACGUAUCGAGUGAACGGGAUUUUUCCAACCGAGCAGGAAAGGCUAUGUGAUUUGACGAGUACCAUUGAGCGUGAGAUGCGCACUGGACGAGGUGAUGGUGGUGCUGAUGAACUUGUGGGUGAUGGGAGUGUUGCGGAUACGGGUGGAACUACAGACUGGACUCGAGGAUUGCACUCCUUGCGCACAUUCAUGGAGGGAGAUGGAGGCAUUUUACUGAAAAUUUAUCAGAAUUUGAAACUGAUGCACACAACACGGUUACUGUGUCCAAACAUUAACAUUUGUGUGGAAAAUUAUGUUUUUCCCAUUGAACCUGUGCUUCCAUUACAUGGAGACAUUCUGAUUGCGUGCUACCUACGACCGGAUAUUUCGUCCAAUCUGCAGGAGAUUAUUUUUCGACUUCAAUUCCACACUUGUGCUACCAGUUCGGAAAAGCUCAGCUUUUUCAAACACGAUCUGGAUGAGGCUUGUUCCGGUAAGUGUUUUGUACUCAUUCACCCGGUCACUUUAUAUUCUCGUUUAAACAAUAUGAUUCUUCUUGGAAGUGCCAUAGCACGGCGGGAGUAA
Echinostoma caproni is the source of this 1079-nucleotide messenger RNA. NCBI's taxonomy places the organism in Eukaryota, Metazoa, Platyhelminthes, Trematoda, Plagiorchiida, Echinostomatidae. The record is from the annotation of a GenBank genome assembly.